AUGGAGUGCCGCUUCUGUUUUUCAGAUGGUAAGGUCGAGAAUGUGAGGGGAUUCAACGCUUGUGGUCGCUGCGCUGGAAAAGUAGUUCCCUUAUGUGAGGGUGUGGUGCACCAAGUAAGCGGCCCCUUGGUUGCUAAGGGGUGGGGUGUCGAGGUUAUUACCGAUGAGAAUGAGUGGCGUGCUGCACUGUCCUCUGCUGUAUCGGAAUAUGAAAUGAACGAUGAGGGAAGGAAGGCUAUUCUUUUUGCCAUUCAAUGCAAAAAAGGUGACGUGACAACUCUUACCUUCAUUGAUCGAAUGUCAGUACUAGCCGCAAUGAGUGCAGCUCUUUCACGUCUCAUGACAGCACCGAGGUCUCGAGAUAAGCGGAAUCUCCCAAAGAGAAAUUUAUAA
Trypanosoma grayi is the source of this 393-nucleotide messenger RNA. RefSeq lists its product as hypothetical. The record is from RefSeq and is a predicted model, not a curated record. Lineage: Eukaryota; Euglenozoa; Kinetoplastea; Trypanosomatida; Trypanosomatidae. The transcript has a single exon. Bases 1 to 393 code for a protein of 130 amino acids.